Molecule: messenger RNA, 426 nt
Organism: Pseudozyma hubeiensis SY62
Lineage: Eukaryota; Fungi; Basidiomycota; Ustilaginomycetes; Ustilaginales; Ustilaginaceae
Exons: 2
Coding region: 1-426 (141 amino acids)
Source: RefSeq, a predicted model, not a curated record
AUGACUCAAACAACCGGAGUCUAUUGCAACGGCUCUGUGCGACUCAGCGUUGAUCGCACAGGAAUUUUGAAGCUGGGAAUUACGGGAAGUCGUCUCCGAGUCGAUCAACACUUUUGGCUGGCCCUAGAUGAUGGACAAGUCGGUCGGUAUGGUGAUCCUCAGCAAGUAAAGAUCAACCUCAAGGGAAAACUCACGCCCGUUUGGGUCGAGCAGCGUGGUAAAGACCAUCUCGAAUCGGAAAUUUUGAACCAAAGCCAAAGUCGCAUGUGCCAGAAUGUUGAUGGCAAGAUGACGAGCCGGGCAUCUUCGCUGACCCAAGCCAAACGGCAGCCAGUAUUUGGCAUCGAGGUUGUGCAUAUUGCGAUCCGGAUUGAAGAGCGAGGGCGAAUCGUAGCUUGUGCUCGUGUGAUGAGCAGCAAGCGCUGA